Messenger RNA from Durusdinium trenchii, 3551 nucleotides. The record is from the annotation of a GenBank genome assembly. Lineage: Eukaryota; Dinophyceae; Suessiales; Symbiodiniaceae.
GAACCAACCAGCUUCAUGCCAUCUCAUGCCCAUUGGUGCCGAAAUCCUGAUGGGUUGGCUUUGGGCGACGACCUUUGCAGCUUUAGUUUCAGGCUUGGAGCCCCCCAAUGUGCAGAAGGCCUUGGAAGAUUUGGUGCGGCCUGGAACUCAAGGGAGCCUGGCACUCAGAGGCUCCAAGCGUUUUCAGGUGACAGCGAUUUACAAAAAUCACAGCUGCCAGUCCAACUGUGAGGAGCUGAUUUUCAUGUGCUGCAACAAGAGCUGGAGGCAGCCCACUUCCACGGAUACUUGGCGCUGCUAUACUUUUUCGGCAUAGCCGACUCCAGUGGAAAGCUCGAGUUUCCAACAGGCUUUCCAAGAGAUGUUCGGAAAGGCAGGGAACAUUUGGCCAAGGCGGUUUCCAAACGGAGAAUUUCGACCCAAGAUCCUUGGACCUUCACCUUGCUGGGAUUUCUUCUCUCAAUUGAGAGUCCAUAUGUGGCACAGAUCGAAUUGAAGGUCUUAGAGGGUCCGGAGGUUGUGAUAAAGAAUCCUGAAAGCAUCCUGAAUGACAACAAUCCACGCAAAGACAGACAACGCCAGGGUCUCUCUAUGCUAGACAGAGUGGGCGCCGCAUUUUGGGAAGCUGCUGAACGAAAAGAACUCAUAGGCAGCAUAGUUUUUGCUUCUAUGGUACGACGUGGUCUGACAGACGUUCCACUAUCGUGGCAAGUUCGCAAAGAAAACGAGCCUUUGCUUGGCCGGAGUCCUGACCUCCUGAUUCCAAAACGAGCCCUUGCGUCUGAGCGUGCUUGCCGCGCACUUGGGGUCUUGAUUGGGCCUGCAACUGAAGCAUCAAAGAACGAAGAACCAUUGCUAGACAAACAAGCGCUCAACUGGAAGGUAUGGCGUCAUCGGCAACAGCGUCCAAGCGACGACGACUGGCAAACCACCAAAGAAUAUGUUGACGCUAUCAAGCAUGGAGCCGAUGUCAUGAAAGAGGCAAGUAGCAUGCGGGAACUAGCAGCCGUUCAUUUCCAGGGGCAUACUGAGGCUGAGGUUCAACCAAACAAAACGCUGGCUGAGAGCUACUGGAGCAAAGCAGCCAAAGAAGGUGACUUAUGGUCCGCUUGGCAUGCAACUUUGAGCUAUAUUCGAGAUGGGAAUAUGGACGAAGCUGUCCCAUACCUGGACAUUGUCAGCAAUUCGAGCUUGAUGCCAUUGAAGUUCAUGGCUCUCCAUUUCAAGUACAGAUUGGGGAUAGGUGAAGUGAAAGAUCCAAAGAUGGCAGGCAAUUUCCUGAAAGCUUCGGCAGAUCUGGGCAAUUCAAACGCUCAACUGCUUCUUGCCCAUAGCUACAUGGGCUUCAAGCAAGGGAAUAUGGAGGGCGUGGAGCCACCAGGUGGUCCGAACAAAGCGGCUGCUCUGACUUACUACAAGGCUGCUGCAGCAAAUGGCCGCUUGGUCCCCAAACUCAAUGCAGGAUUGCUCAUUGCACAAGGUGCCGACUUCUCUGUGACAGAUCGCGAUCUGCAAUGCGCCAUUGCAUAUAAAGAGCUUGCAGAGGUAAUUUAUGCAGCCUAUCCUCCUGCACACCUACUCUUUGCUCAUGCAAGAAGAGCCUUUGUUCUCGGAGAUGUGGAGGGAAGUCGCUUGCGUUUCGCACUGCUGAGUGACGCCGGAUUCAUUCUUGGACAUUUGAAUGCUGCUUGGUUGUGGGAUCAAGACUCAAUUCCGCAGGUCCCUUUCUGGGACCGCUACAGAUUCCACCCGAUGUCAAAGGAGGCAUUCUUAUACUAUCGGCGAGCCGCUGUCUCCGGUCAUACCCCGUCAAUGACAGAGCUCUCGCUUAGACUACGCAGACACGCCGAGAGCAUGAAGUUGGUCUCGAAAGAGCUUCAUUCACAGCAAGGUUCGUAUGAGACUCUCAUGCAAAGUUCGUACCGUUGGACUGCCCUUGCUGCUGAGCUUGGUGAGGCCAGAGCUAUUUUUGACCAAGCUUACAUGCUCCAGUUUGGCCUGGGAAUAAAGAAAAACAAAGUAUUGGCGCAAAAACUCUACAACCAGCUGGCAAAGGGUGACACUCACAGCUGGCCUGCCAGAAUAGCUGCUCUAAGUUGGCUCGGGCUCAAUUCUGCUAGGGACUACUUCCUAGGCCUUCGUGAAGCUGUGGCACCACUCCUGGACAGUCUGAGGGGCUCCUUCGCAGCGGCUGCAAGAUCUAGCUUGGAGAACACAGGAUUUUCUCAGCAAGAGCAUAGUGCAAACAAGCAGCCCCUUCGGAAUGCUUGUGUUUUCGCGAAGGGUGCAGAAGGAUUCUUGCUGUAACAUAGGUGCCUUUCCAGUUCAUUCAUACUAUAGAAACAUCCAAAACCCAAAUUAUGCUUUUCUAAUUGUUGCAGUCCUUGGAGACAUUCAUGAAAAUACCCACCAGCAAAGUACAGCAAGCGUAACCGCCGAGCUUGGGAAACAGCAGAGCAACCACACGUUAUUUUGUGGUGUACCUCUGCCACGCAGACAGAUAGGGAGUGCCUCAAAAUGAGAUAGGUAUACUGCAUGUACAGUACAUUGUCUCUUUUUGCAGGCCUGGGAUUAGAACACGAACUCAGCAACAGAAUCGUGAGAAUUAAGCUUGCAUAGGAACAAGAAUGUGAUGAGCAGCAGCAGCAGAAGUGCAAUGAUUGCAAUUUUCUGUUGUAAGAUUUGCCGGGGCGGGAUAGUAGACGUGCUUAAUCGUGCUUACACAAGGACUGAAUCAAAAAGAAGUAAGAAAGACUAGCACGGCCACGGAGAGAACAAACUCGAAAAGAUACCACUGGCUGCCGAUCCUUCUCGUAGCGUGACUGUCUCUCUAAAAGGUGGCAGGGCUGUUGCGCUGGAGAUGGCUGCUUUGUUGCUUGGAACUUUGUGGGACAUUCUUGCGUGGGAGUGUAUGAAACGCAAUUCAAUGAAAUGCAACUCCAGGAGGAGUGGCUCUGUUUGCAAAGAUGCUGCCUAUUGCAUACAGUAUCAUACAAUACUUUGUUCGACAAUGGACACGCAUUCCAUGUGACAGCUAAGGAGAGCAUGCUGAGUUCACAACAAAGGGCCGUCUCAUUUUUGUGCGUUGCAAGAUGGCAGUCUAGCCAAGCAGAUGUUCAAUGAAGCUCAGUUCCAACGGCUGGGCUUUUUGGCGCACUUUUCAAGUGCUACUGCUCAGUAGAUUCAAAGGAGCAGUCUUGCUAUUGAGCAUCGUGGAGCUGGUGUACUGUAGAAUCUAUUAUAUAGAAUCUUCUAGGACACAUCACCACCCAGCACCUGUGAGACCAAGAAUGGUGAAGCUGUUGAAGGCGAUAGGUGCUCCAGACCAUGGCCCUUGGUGAAGGUGCUAGUCGGCCAAGAAAGAUGAACGAGGUAGUGUCGGUAGUGUCUCUGCGAGUGUCUCUUGGAGCGAUGAACACGGAGAAGAGCAAGUGCAGAGACAGAGACUGACGGCGUUGAGACCAGCAAAGACCUUCGAUUCUUCGCUGGGACUCAGGCUGAAGGAUACAAAAGUUAACCGGCUUGCAGUACGUUGUGCAUUGUGAUGUUUU